CAACACAGCUAAGUGACAGAGUAACUAAGUUUGUAUAUAUUUUGAGUAUUGACGGUUAAAAUAAAGGUGAAAGACCUUCAACCCACCAGACUAGUAUUUGAAAAACAUUGGCAUCAAUUUAUUCUACACAUUUAAAUUUUACACACAGUCAUUAAAGGUAGCAGAAAGCCACUGCCUGUUAGUGCACGGCCGAAAUAAGCGCGGUUGUAACAUUUGCUUCCGAUUUUGUCAAUCAUAUUUCAGAAUAAAAACAUGUUUACUUCCCGAAACCGUAGCAGACGUCGUUGGAGUGAAAAUUUAUGAAUAUGUAUGCAUUUCCACACAGAUGAAAAACACUUCUGCUAAAUAUAAAAUGAAAAUAAAUGCAGUAUUUACCUUCGAAAUCGAUUUGAAAUUUUUAAUUUGAAAAGAAAUUCCGGUUGCGGUUUUUUUCGUCUGAAAUCACAGCGCUCUUACAAAAGUAGUUGGGCAGAUCUUUGCCAGGCCUACACAAGAAGAAAAACUAUUAUAGGAGAGUUAUACAUACAAACACAGGUAAAUAAGAACAACAAAUCUGUUCUCUGCCGGAGGAUGAAAUGUAAAGUUAUGACUACUGGAAAAUGAACCUAAACUCCACUGCACGGGCUACAGGAAACUUCCUGAUACAAAAAUCCCUCAUCACCAUGAUUCCGAGUUGUAUUUCUCACCCCUUGGAGUUACGCAAAGUCUGAGCUUUCUGGAUGGAGAAUGUGUUACGGCUACGGAAUAAUUUACUCCUGCUUUUGAGACAUGUGCACAGAAGAAUGUAGGGCAGCAGCUUUCAGACAUAAGCUGCUGCUCCUCCAUAUGCGGCCGAAGCAGAUUCUUCGCCUGUGGUUCUCCAUGUUCACCCUGACCCUCCUGCUGCUGUUCUGGUUUGGAGUGUCGAUCACACGGGACAGUUCUUCACCUGCCACACAAAACUCAUCACUCAGGGGCUACAGCAGGGUCAGCCUGCAGAGACAGACCAAGUUUCUGGAUGUUCACUAUAGCCACUGUGCCGUGGUCUCCAGCUCCGGUCAGAUGCUCGGCACCGGUGCUGGAGAUGAAAUUGACCGAACGGGAUGUGUGAUCCGCAUGAACAAUGCCCCCACCAGAGGGUACGAGAAAGACGUCGGGAACCGUACCACCAUUCGGGUUGUGUCUCACACCAGUGUUCCUCUACUGGUAGAAAACCAGCGGUAUUACUUCAAGCAGUCCACCGAUACGAUUUAUGUAUUUUGGGGCCCCAAAAGGAACAUGAGGCAAGAUGGAGGAGGAAUUAUUUUCAAUGUUCUGCUGAAGCUGGCCGUUAAGUACCCGAAAUUGAACAUGUAUGUCAUGACCCAAGACAAGAUUGAGUACUGUGACAAAGUGUUUCAGAAUGAAACUGGAAAAAACAGAAUGAAAACUGGAGCAUUUCUCAGCACUGGAUUUUUCACGAUGAUCCUUGCUAUGGAUAUGUGUGACAGGAUCAGUGUCUAUGGAAUGAUUGAUGAUAGCUACUGUAGCCGAGCCAAUCACAGCGACGCUCCUUACCAUUACUAUGAGCAAAAGGGGUUCAGUGAGUGCAGGAUGUAUACAUACCACGAGUUCACACAGCGUGGAGGACACCGCUUCAUCACUGAGAAGGCCAUCUAUGCCAAAUGGGCAACACAGCACAAUAUACAGUUCAAACAUCCUGCAUGGAAACUCUGAGAAAUGGCGCCCUCAUCUCAGAUAUUUCAUCCAUAUUUCCAAUAUGCCUGGUUGCAGCCUUUAAAUGCUGUUGACGCCCCCAUCAGCAUGUUACUGAACCCUGAGUUAAUGCCUGGCGUGUUGAACGUGUGUAACAGAGCUGGCACUGUUUCAAUAUAUUUUUUCAUUUUUUUCAAGCAAGUAAAUAAAAUUUAUGCUGCCUGGUUAAAUGAGUAAACUUUAUAUGGCCACCCUUUCAGGUACAUAUUGUUUGUGAUUAAUUCCAAAGACUAUUCUAAUAUUUUCAUUGAAAGCAUUUUACUUAAAGAUACACCAGGAAUGUGAAUUAUUGAAAUGAUGGUGUCUUGUUUAUUGUGUCUGAACUGUUUAUCUGCUGCAAAGCAACAAAAAAAAGAAGAACUUGAACAGUUGAAGAAUGUUUCAUCUUAAAUAAAUCUCAUGUCAAACACA
This is a messenger RNA of Poeciliopsis prolifica (blackstripe livebearer), 2145 nucleotides long. It is a transcript of the gene st6galnac4, whose product is annotated as ST6 (alpha-N-acetyl-neuraminyl-2,3-beta-galactosyl-1,3)-N-acetylgalactosaminide alpha-2,6-sialyltransferase 4. The coding region runs from base 769 to 1695 and encodes 308 amino acids. The record is from RefSeq and is a predicted model, not a curated record. The transcript is spliced from 5 exons. Gene Ontology annotation, molecular function: alpha-N-acetylgalactosaminide alpha-2,6-sialyltransferase activity. Gene Ontology annotation, biological process: oligosaccharide metabolic process; ganglioside biosynthetic process. NCBI's taxonomy places the organism in Eukaryota, Metazoa, Chordata, Actinopteri, Cyprinodontiformes, Poeciliidae.